Messenger RNA from Helobdella robusta, 614 nucleotides. RefSeq lists its product as hypothetical. The record is from RefSeq and is a predicted model, not a curated record. Bases 20 to 469 code for a protein of 149 amino acids. Lineage: Eukaryota; Metazoa; Annelida; Clitellata; Rhynchobdellida; Glossiphoniidae. The transcript is spliced from 3 exons.
GGGUGGCGGUGAAGAAAGAAUGAGAAGCACCUGCAACAAAAUGUCUUGUUGGGUGCCAAAAUUGAAUCGUUGCGAAUCGCCGGGGCCUCUCCAUAGGGCCUUCGAUGGCACUCCAUGCACUAGUGGCAUGUGGUGCCAGGAGGGCAAGUGCGUCAAAAACUCACUGGCUCCAGUCUACGAGGGUGCCUGCAGAUAUGGGGAUAAAAAAGGUGGAUGGGCUCUGAGGGGUGCAGACUACCCUAGUUCCUGUGAGGACGUUUUGAAGAAGUUUACAUGGAACUGUUAUGAGGAACCUUAUAAAACCGACUGUUGCAAAGCGUGUGCCACUGUUAAAGCAAAAUUUGGUCAAGAGAAGUGUGAGUAUGGAGACAGGUUUUCCAGCAGAGAAUGCAGGCCGAGUGUAUGCGGUGAUCGUUCUUGGCGCACCUACUGCUGCACUACCUGUUCUGAUGUCUCUAAGAAGAAUUAAAUUUCUGAAAAUUUUCUGAAUAUUUAAAAUAUAUAUAAUUAUAUUUAUUAUAUAUAUAUAUAUAUAUGUUUAUCAAUAUUUAUUCAAAUACAAUCCUAUAUGUUAUUGAAACAAUUGAGUGAAUAAAUUCUAUUCGAAACGCAUC